GUAACCCGCAACGUUGCAAAGGCGUGUCCCGACCAGGUUUAACGUUCCAAUGGGCGUGGUCACGCUCCCAGUAUUGUCAGACUUGAGGUGACGUGCACUUGAGCCAGACGUACGACUGUCUGUUUGUAGCAGGGUAGUUAUUUACAUUUGUGUGUUUUUUUAUACUUUGUAAACAAAAUGGAAAUGAACACGUGUAACAUCCAGGUCCUGUUGCAAGCAGCGGAAUAUCUUGAGAGGAGAGAGCGAGAAGCAGAGCACGGUUAUGCAUCUGCAUCGCCGUUUUACAGUAAGAGUGCCGCGGAUCAGCGAAGCAAGCAGAAAUCCAGGAAGAACCCGCAGAGCAUCAGGACGGUGCACAAUGAGCUGGAGAAACACAGACGAGCCCAGCUCCGCCGCUGCCUGGAGCAGCUGAAACAGCAGGUCCCUCUGAGUGCAGAGUCCUCGAGAAACACGACCCUGAACCUGCUGCGCCGGGCGCGCCUGCACAUCAAGAAGCUGCAAGAGCAGGACAAGCGCGCUGAACGUAUGAAGGACCGUCUGCGCUGGGAGCAGAGUGGGCUGCGUGGGAGACUGGAACAGCUGCUAGGGGGGACAGAGAGAACGAGGAAUGACAGCCUGGGAUCAGCACUGUCCUCGGAGAGGUCCGACUCCGACCAAGAGGACGUGGAGAUUGAUGUGGAGAGCACAGUGUUCGUGUGUGUGGAGACGGAGGGCCUGGGAGAUACACAGGGGGAAGGAGAUCACAGCUACUCCAGCCCAGGACUGGUCUGGCUAUGACACCAGCACCAUCUGCUGGUCAGAAGGGAAAAAAAAAAAAAAAAAAAAAAGUAAUAA
Molecule: messenger RNA, 834 nt
Organism: Acipenser ruthenus (sterlet)
Lineage: Eukaryota; Metazoa; Chordata; Actinopteri; Acipenseriformes; Acipenseridae
Product: max dimerization protein 3-like
Exons: 6
Coding region: 178-777 (199 amino acids)
Biological process (GO): regulation of transcription by RNA polymerase II
Molecular function (GO): DNA-binding transcription factor activity, RNA polymerase II-specific; RNA polymerase II cis-regulatory region sequence-specific DNA binding; protein dimerization activity
Source: RefSeq, a predicted model, not a curated record